This is a messenger RNA of Rotaria sp. Silwood2, 240 nucleotides long. The record is from the annotation of a GenBank genome assembly. Lineage: Eukaryota; Metazoa; Rotifera; Eurotatoria; Philodinida; Philodinidae.
AUGGGAACAAAUCGAGCAGCUUAUCCAAAUCUUACGGCACAAUCAACAGAAUCUUAUCAACAAAAACCAGUUAAACAUGUUCGAGCAGUAUAUCCUUAUGUUGCACAACGUAGUGACGAACUAACUCUUAGAAAAGGAGAUAUUAUUAUAUUACUUGAACGUCGACGAGAUCAAUGGUGUAGAGGAAAUUUAGAAGGAAAAAUUGGUUUAUUUCCUGGAACUCAUGUAGAAGAAGUGUAA